Molecule: messenger RNA, 1554 nt
Organism: Coregonus clupeaformis (lake whitefish)
Lineage: Eukaryota; Metazoa; Chordata; Actinopteri; Salmoniformes; Salmonidae
Product: gap junction beta-7 protein-like
Exons: 1
Coding region: 618-1490 (290 amino acids)
Biological process (GO): cell communication
Cellular component (GO): connexin complex
Source: RefSeq, a predicted model, not a curated record
UCAAGUUGAUAGAGUACUUGAAAUAAAUGAACUAAUCAAUGGCAAUUUAUUCACUGGAGAGUAAUAGUAAAGGUAGAAGCUUUCGGUUUUUGUAAAAGGGAAAUUCAUUUAUACAUGAUGGGAUGCUACUGUACUGCUACCCAGGAAAUACAGAGCCAGUACUGUUCUCAUUGUUAAAAGUGCAACAGGCGUAUUAAAGAGGAACAUAUUCCUUCCUAUUCAGAUUUGUUAUCAACUUGAUAUUUGCCCUUUCCAUUAUUUUGCUAUCAAACAUUAUUUUUAUUUUGUAACACUUUACAUAACAUUAUUACACUGUAAUAUGUGUAAGUAGCCUACAGUGUUAACAAGUAUAUAAUUUAUAAUACUAGUUACAGUGGAGAGAAUAAUGGUGAAAUAGAAAUGUAGCCACGGAGCAACAAAAAAUCCACAGUAGAACUCACUUUAUUAUGUCCUAUGUGCAAUGUAUGAUUGAAAUCGAUUUAUAUUGUUAGAUGAUGCCCUCUUCAUAACAGGCAGAAUUUAGUAUUGGCCUUGUAUCUACAGAGUUUUGUCCUAAAUGGCAGCUUAUUCCCUACAUAGUGCACUACUUUUGAAAAGUAGUGCACUAUGUAGGGAUUAUGGUUCCAUUUGAUGGUUCCAUUUGGGACGCACACUGCAUUCUACAGUUUAUCCAUCAUCCACAGGCUCAUGUAAUUAGAGAGAUGUCGAACUGGGGGUUUCUGGAGAACGUCCUGAGUGGGGUGAACAAAUACUCCACAGUCAUCGGGCGCAUCUGGCUCUCCAUCGUCUUCAUCUUCCGCAUCCUUGUGUACGUGGCUGCUGCUGAGCAGGUCUGGAAGGACGAGAACAAGGACUUUGUCUGCAACAUCCAGCAGCCUGGCUGUGAGAACGUGUGCUUCGACCAUUUCUUCCCCAUCUCCCAGAUCCGCCUGUGGGCCCUCCAGCUCAUCAUGGUGUCCACUCCCUCCCUGUUGGUGGCUCUACACGUGGCCUACCGCGAGAACAGGGAGAGGAGGCAUGGCAAGAAGCUCUAUGAGGACAAAGGCAGGAUUGACGGAGGCCUGCUCUUCACCUAUAUCCUCAGCCUCGUCUUCAAGACUACCUUCGAGGUGGGCUCCCUCCUGGCCUUCUACUUCCUCUACAGUGGCUUUGACGUUCCCAGACUGCUUCGCUGCAGCCUGGACCCUUGCCCAAACACGGUCGACUGCUACAUCGCCAAAGCCACUGAGAAGAAGGUCUUUCUUUACAUCAUGGGCUGUACAUCCAUAUUGUGUAUUGUGCUGAAUGUCUCAGAGAUGGUGUACAUUCUAUCAAAACAGUGCUGGAAGUGUUUCAGCAAGCACUACAUCCCUAUUGAAGAGAGGGCUAGUCGGCAUUGUCAUCACACUGUCCCCAUCAGCAACAGUACCUCAGCACUUCAGCCCACACUUAAAGAUACGAUGGGCUCACAAGAUCCAGCUACAAAGGGAAACCAAUCCAUCCCCUCUUAAAGACGCACUAUGCAGAAAUUGCACCGCCAUUUCCUGGUUGCUAAAACUCUAAUAGUUAGCCUAA